This is a messenger RNA of Photinus pyralis (common eastern firefly), 558 nucleotides long. RefSeq names its product cell adhesion molecule 2-like. Lineage: Eukaryota; Metazoa; Arthropoda; Insecta; Coleoptera; Lampyridae. The record is from RefSeq and is a predicted model, not a curated record. The coding region runs from base 1 to 558 and encodes 185 amino acids. The transcript has 3 exons.
AUGAGAGAUAUUUAUGCUUUACAUCUCGACUUUUUUCUAACCCCUGUGCAUUUUCCCCCGCAAGGAGUGCAAAUAAGUGACGAAUCGGGAUUUCCCAUAAAAAAUGGGAUAACUAAGGCUUACGCUGACGGUGCCGGUUUAAGCUUGACGUGUACGGCGACCGGUGGAAAACCACAAGCUCAGGUGACAUGGUGGAGAGACGGUGAACUCGUCGCGGAGGAUACUCAGUUCAUGCCCGAAAGGGCUAAAUCGCAAACUGUGCUCAAGAUAGCCAAACUAACGCGGUCGCAUUUAUUAGCGGUGUAUAGCUGUGAAGUUAGUAACAGUAAACUGCAGCCACCUUUGGUUGUUCGCGUAGCUGUAGAUAUGUUCCUCCGGCCGUUAGAAGUUAAACUACAAGGCGACAAUCCACCGCUUAGUGGCGGUAGGAGGUAUGAUAUUGUUUGCAAGUGUAAAGGAUCGCGUCCUCCGGCAGUUGUUGCUUGGAUGAAGGCUGAACUGGUUUCGCCUAACAGCGUUAGGAUAAAUCAGAUUAGCCUGGUUGAAUUGUUAGGCUGA